Messenger RNA from Saprolegnia parasitica CBS 223.65, 1144 nucleotides. RefSeq lists its product as hypothetical. The record is from RefSeq and is a predicted model, not a curated record. Gene Ontology annotation, cellular component: cytoplasm. Gene Ontology annotation, biological process: innate immune response. Bases 1 to 1104 code for a protein of 367 amino acids. The transcript is spliced from 12 exons. Gene Ontology annotation, molecular function: protein binding. NCBI's taxonomy places the organism in Eukaryota, Oomycota, Saprolegniomycetes, Saprolegniales, Saprolegniaceae.
AUGGCAGCGCCAGACGAGCGCAUCCGAGGCUUCCAUGCCGUUGCAUUCCAAGGCAACGCUGCAAUCGUCGAUCUCCUUCUUCGCGCCAACGCCAACCCGCGCACCGCCGACGAGAACGGGUGGACGCCUCUGUACGUCGCAGCUCAAAACGGGUUUUCCAAGGUCGUCUCGCUCCUACUUUCUGCCGACGUCGAUCCGAACCAAGCCACUCGCGCAGGCUGGACACCGCUGUUUGCGGCUGCGCACUUUGGCCACAGUACCAUUGUCUCGAUGCUGCUUGCUGCCGGCGCGGAUGUCAACCAAGCAGAGCUUAGCGGGCGAACACCGCUGUGGGCAGCAGCACUCAGCGGCCGCAGCAUCAUUGCGUCACAGCUCCUCGGCGCCAACGCCAACGUCAACAAGGCCAUGCGCCUGGGGCACACGCCGCUGUACGUGGCGGCGCAGAAUGGCCACUCGGUCGUCGUGUCGCUCUUGCUCGGGGCCAACGCCGACGUCAACGCGUGCCGCGAGGGAGAGGCGACCGCGCUCUUCAUUGCGGCGCACAACGGGCACUCGAGCGUCGUCAAGCUCCUUCUGCACGCGCGCGCCAGCGUCUCCAAAUGCACGAGCGAAGGUGCGACGCCGCUCUUCAUUGCAGCGCAGAACGGCCAUGCGCGGUGCACGGCGCUGCUAUUGCGAGCCCACGCCAAGCCCGAUCAGCCCAAGAACGACGGCGCGACGCCCUUGUACAUUGCGGCGCAGUGCGGGCAUCUGGAUGUCGUGCGCCUUCUCAUUGAGGCCCACGCGAAUGUCAACAAGGCCGACCUCAAACGCGAGUCGCCGCUGUGGGUCGCGGCCGAGAUGGGGCAGGAGGCGGCGGUGAAGCUGCUCCUGGACGCGCAAGCAGACAUCAACCAGUGCGACAAGAAUGGCGCAACUCCGCUCUUUGUGGCCGCCAAGCGAGGGCACGAAGGCGUCGUAUCGGCCCUGCUGACAGCCAAGGCCAACUUUGAGCUUCGCAACGCGACGGGCAAAACACCGCUCAUGAUUGCGGUCCGAAAGAAGCACAAGCGUAUCGUCGAACUCCUCUUCCGCGCCGCGCUUGUGAGUAAAAAAAUCUUGUAAUUGUACCGUAAAAAUCCCGUGAAUCUCAAUUGAAAAGUCC